UCUGACCAGCCUAUCUGCCACCAAUAUGAACACUGCCUGGCUCGAUCAGAUGACCUGAUGAACACGCAGCACUGCAACCUGCUCUGCCUGCCCGAGAACUACCAGAUGAAGUACUAUUUCUAUCAUGCUGCUCAGGAUGAGGAUGGGAAGAUUGUGAGUUAUGUCUUGGCCAAAAUGGAAGAGGAUCCGGAUGAUGUCCCUCAUGGACAUAACACUUCGCUGACUGUAAAACGUUCCCACCAGUGCCUUGGCCUGGCCCAGAAGCUGAUGGACCAGGCCUCCCGGGCCAUGAUUGAUAACUUCAGCCCAAAGUAUGUAUCCCUGUAUGUCAGGAAGACCAACCGAGCAGCUUUGCACCUUUAUUCCAACAGCCUGAACUUCCAGGUUAGUUGGAUAGAGUCCAAGUAUUAUGCAGAUGGAGAAGAUGCAUAUGCUAUGAAGCUAGAUUUCUCACAGAUGGCGGAUGAACCGAGAGUGCAGCUAGUAAUGAAGAAAGGAAGAUACGUGGUUCUGGGUUCCAAUGAGAAUCAGGGUAGCACACUUCCUGGUUCUGAAGAGGCCUGUCAGCAGGAGAACCUGGCUGGAGGUGACAGUGGCAGUGACAGCAAAGACAGCACUGAUGUCCAAGACAGCUUGCAGACCUUAGGGUGGGGAAAGAUUCUCCUGGGUAUAACCACUGGUGUCAUUGGAACACUGAGACUAACUACUUCCCUAACUAUCUACCGUUACUUUUUCUCUCCAUUCAUCCAGGAUCUCCAACAGAAUGGCUUAGACCAUCCUCACCCUCUAGGGCCAAAUAGACUCAUUGGCUACUGUGGAACUACAAAAUCCAUGACCAUUAUAUUUAUUAAUAGCAGAAAGAGGCGAACUUUGCAUCUUCCUCAGGGAGGAAUGCUGCUUUUAUGUCAACCAGUUGGGUAUAGUAAGAGAUUCAACAACUCCAGAAGGAUCUCCAAAAAUGUGAGGAACACCUUGAUCCUCCUGGCCAGUGGAUCCUUAACAGUCAAGCUCUUUACAGCUCUUGAAAGUUUCAGCAGCAAGGAUGCGUUGCUGACAAGGAAAUGUCAUACUGCAGUAGACAAGUGUAAGUGCUCUCCAGUCAUUUGUGAACUCAGAUUGAAGAUUAGAUCUAACAGUAUUCAGAACAGAGUGAUUUUGUUAAAUUGUGGCAGUGGCUAUGGAUUAAAACUCUCUGCUGGCCUCACUCCUCUACUCAUCAGGCCAUGA
Molecule: messenger RNA, 1227 nt
Organism: Arvicanthis niloticus (Nile rat)
Lineage: Eukaryota; Metazoa; Chordata; Mammalia; Rodentia; Muridae
Source: RefSeq, a predicted model, not a curated record